UCGAAAAAAAAAAAAAGGCACCAAAAUGUGGAGAGAAGGGAACGUUGGCCUCGAGAGAGAGAGAGAGAGAGUGGGGGCAAAUCAUUUUGUACGAAAAAGGUGGGAAAAGGCAUUUUUAUGGAGAAUCUUCCAUGGAACUACGCAGAUCAUUGAUCGGUGUUGCGCAACGGAAUCCAUUCGCGCUUGCAAUCCAACAAUGGAUAUUCAAUUUUAUAUACAUCCUCUUUCAAUUCCCCCUUUUCUUUCUAGACCGGAAGACAUUCUUGUAAGCUAAGCAAUCGACCAAUCGCCCAAUCGCCAUCGAGUUCCGUCUCCUUACUUUUUUUUCCCGGCGGUGCUGGUGGGUCGGGGGUAUUUUCGAGGGAGGUCCGACCAAGCCUCUGCCUGAUCGUCUUCACCGUCAUCUCAAUCCUCCCUUCGAUUCUUUUAACUCUUCUAAUACUGACUCGAGGUUGUCGAUCAACAUGCACAAAUCAAUUGAAGAACUAGGUAAAAGUGAAAAUAGCAGGCAUGAAGCAUGUGAGAACAAUGAAUAUGCAAGGCUAGUCAUAGCUAAUGAAGCAGGUCCUUUGGAAUCAGAGAUUCUACAGCCUCAAGAUAAACUGAAAAGCAAAUCACUCUUGAAGCGGUGGAUCAAAAUUUCACUAUGGUGCAUUGUUAGUAUUGUAUUUCUUCUUGUUUUCUUCAAGUGGGGAGUGCCAUUUCUUUUUGAGAAGGUCAUCAUCCCAAUCAUGAAGUGGGAAGCUACUGCCUUUCGUCGACCUAUGCUUGCACUAAUGCUCAUUGCUUCUCUGGCAUCCUUUCCCGUAUUUUUUAUUCCCUCUGGCCCUUCAAUGUGGUUGGCUGGGAUGAUUUUUGGCUAUGGCCUUGGGUUUGUUAUAAUACUGGUUGGAACAACUAUUGGGAUGGUCCUGCCAUAUUUAAUUGGAUUAAUUUUCCGUGACCGCAUUCAUCUAUGGUUAAUGAGAUGGCCUCAAAAAGCAGAAGUACUCAGGCUUGCUGGGGAAGGGAGCUGGUUUCGUCAGUUUCAAGUUGUUGCACUCUUCAGGGUUUCACCAUUUCCCUACACUAUUUUCAAUUAUGCAAUCGUGGUAACAAGUAUGAGAUUUUGGCCCUAUUUGUGCGGGUCCGUUGCAGGAAUGAUACCAGAGGCUUUCAUUUACAUUUACAGUGGUAGGCUAAUGAGGACACUAGCAGAUGUUCAAUAUGGAAAACAUCGGCUGACGACUGUAGAGAUUGUGUAUAACGUCAUCUCCUUCAUCAUCGCGAUCGUCACUAUUAUUAUUUUCACUGUUUAUGCAAAAAAGAUGCUGAACAACCUUCAAAUGGAAGAAGAUAAUAGAAAGUAUUCUGCCUCCCACCAUGGUAGUUUCGAGGUAGAGAGUCUUUCGCACGAAAGAUCUCCAAUCAAUGUGAUGAAGGAAGAUAGAGCUGUAGAAGAAGUCGUAGCUGAGAUUACCGACACAAUAAAGAGUUGCUGGAAUACUUGAUGAAAAAGGAUGACCUUAGAAAUGAUCUGUUUAGGUUGCAUCAAUGAAUGAGAGAAUGUCAACUAGAGAGGCUAUUGUGACUAUACGCUUGUCUUCUUAAGUAUAUUAUCUAGCUAUGGCCGCAAUGCACUUAAUUUUGUAGUUUGUAUAUAGUUUUCGAGCUAGUGAUUUCUCGGUCA
Molecule: messenger RNA, 1669 nt
Organism: Cucurbita maxima (winter squash)
Lineage: Eukaryota; Viridiplantae; Streptophyta; Magnoliopsida; Cucurbitales; Cucurbitaceae
Exons: 6
Coding region: 465-1490 (341 amino acids)
Source: RefSeq, a predicted model, not a curated record